CGUGACGCAGGCACUGGCGUGCGCGCGCGCACACUUUGCCAGCCAAACUUCCCCCAAGCUGCGGCAAACGAGAGCAAACCAUGGCUGACGGGGAAGGCGAGGAUGAAAUUCAGUUUCUGCGAACAAAUGAUGAGGUGGUCCUACAGUGUUCGGCCACAAUCCAUAAGGAGCAACAGAAACUCUGCCUGGCUGCUGAAGGCUUCGGAAACAGGCUGUGUUUCCUUGAAUCAAUCUCCAAUUCCAAGAAUGUACCUCCAGAUCUGUCAAUAUGUACUUUCGUGGUUGAGCAGUCACUGUCGGUUCGUGCCCUUCAGGAGAUGCUUGCCAGUACUGAAGCGAAGACCGGGGGAACGAUCCAAGGGGGUGGUCAUCGCACGUUAUUAUAUGGGCAUGCGGUCCUUCUGCGUCACUCUUACAGUGGAAUGUACCUGUGUUGUCUAUCCACCUCCCGAUCAUCCACAGACAAAUUAGCUUUUGAUGUGGGGCUUCAGGAAGACACCACAGGUGAAGCGUGCUGGUGGACCAUUCAUCCAGCAUCAAAGCAACGUUCCGAGGGGGAGAAGGUUAGGGUGGGGGAUGAUCUCAUUCUGGUCAGCAUUUCAUCCGAGAGAUAUCUGCAUCUAUCCUAUGGCAACUGUUAUCAAAAUGUAGAUGCAGCCUUCCAGCAGACUCUGUGGAGCGUUACUCCAAUCUGUUCUGGCAGUGAAGUGGCAGAAGGUUUCUUGAUAGGCGGGGAUGUCUUGCGCCUCCUUCAUGGUCACAUGGAUGAGUGUUUAACUGUUCCAUCUGGAGACUACGGGGAUGAGCAGAAGAGAACGGUGCAUUAUGAGGGUGGAGCAGUGUCCAGUCAUGCCAGGUCCCUGUGGAGAUUAGAGACACUGCGAGUUCUGUGGAGUGGUAGUCAUAUUCGCUGGGGCCAGCCGUUCAGACUGAGGCACGUGACAAGUGGGAAGUAUCUGAGUCUGACAAAAGCGAAAUCAUUACGACUAAUGGACAAAGAAAAAGCGGAUGUCAAGUCAACAGCCUUUUGUUUCAGAUCUUCCAAGGAAAAGGUUGACCUUGGUCUAAAAAAGGAAGUGGAUGGAAUGGGUACCCCUGACAUUAAGUAUGGUGACUCAUUGUGUUACAUUCAACAUGUUGACACAUGUCUGUGGCUUACCUACCAGACCGCUGAUGCAAAAUCUGCACGCAUCGGUGACGUUCAAAGAAAGGCCUUCAUGCACCAUGAAGGUCACAUGGACGACGGGCUGACGUUGUCAAGGUCACAACAUGAAGAGAGUCACACUGCCAGAGUCAUCCGCAGUACUGUGUUCUUGUUCAACCUGUUCAUCAGGAGUCUAGAUACGUUAAGAGCAAAAGGAACGAGCACAACAUUUGAUAUACCAAUCGACUCAAUAAGUCUGAGUCUUCAGGAUCUGAUUGGCUACUUCCAGCCGCCCGGCGAGCACCUAGAACAUGAAGACAAGCAGAAUCGCUUGAGAGCUUUGAAGAAUAGGCAGAACCUCUUCCAAGAAGAGGGAAUGAUCGCGCUGGUCCUGGAGUGUAUUGAUCGACUCCAUGUGUACAGCAGUGCAGCCCAUUUCACAGAAGCAGCUGGGAGGGAGGCAGGAGAGGCAGGAGAGGCCUGGAGCUCCAGCCUUAACUCUCUCUACCAACUACUGGCUGCACUGAUCAGGGGCAACAGGAAGAACUGUGCUCAGUUUUCGGGUUCCUUAGACUGGCUCAUCGGCAGAUUGGAGAGACUGGAGGCCUCCUCUGGUAUACUGGAGGUGCUUCACUGUGUGCUGGUGGAGAGUCCUGAAGCACUGAACAUUAUCAAAGAGGGACAUAUCAAAUCCAUAAUUUCUCUUCUGGAUAAACAUGGACGUAACCACAAGGUUCUUGAUGUGUUAUGUUCGCUUUGUGUGUGUCACGGUGUGGCAGUCCGCUCAAACCAGCACCUGAUCUGUGACAACCUACUGCCGGGAAGAGAUUUGUUGCUUCAGACACGCCUGAUCAAUUACGUAAGCAGCAUGUGCCCUAAUAUCUUUCUGGGUGUCAGUGAAGGCUCUGCACAGUCUAAGAAGUGGUACUAUGAGCUGAUUGUAGACCAAGCACUGCCAUUCGUCACUGCUGAGGCAUCUCACCUCAGGGUGGGCUGGGCCAACAACAACGGCUACAUGCCCUGCCCCAGCAGUGGGGAGAGUUGGGGCGGCAAUGGAGUGGGUGAUGACCUCUACUCCUUUGGCUUUGAUGGACUCCAUCUUUGGUCAGGCUGUAUUGGGAAGACUGUCAGCUCACCCAACCAGCACCUUCUGAGAGCAGAUGAUGUUGUGAGCUGCUGCUUGGACCUUAGUGUGCCCAGUAUCUCCUUCCGGAUCAACGGCCAACCGGUUCAGGGCAUGUUUGAGAACUUCAACUCUGAUGGCCUCUUUUUCCCUGUGGCCAGCUUCUCUGCUGGAAUAAAGCUUCGUUUCCUCCUUGGGGGUCGCCAUGGAGAGUUUAAGUUUCUCCCUCCUCCAGGUUAUGCUCCGUGCUUUGAGGCCGUGCUGCCCAGAGAGAAACUAAAACUUGGGCCCAGUCAACACCAGCCUGCAGCCGGGGACCUUUUGGGACCCACUGUCACCAUGAGCCAGGCAGCAUUCACACCCAUGCCUGUAAACACCAGCCAGAUUGUUUUGCCAUUUCACUUAGAGAGGAUAAAGGAUAAGCUUGCAGAAAACAUCCAUGAGCUGUGGGUGAUGAACAAGAUUGAAUUUGGCUGGACCUACGGUGUAAUUCGAGAUGACACCAAGAGGCAGCACCCAUGUCUGGUGGAGUUCUCCAAGUUGGCGGAACAGGAACGAAGUUACAACUUACAGAUGUCUGUGGAAACUCUCAAAACUCUCCUUGCUUUGGGGUGCCAUGUCGGUCUUUCAGAUGAACAUGCUAUGGAGAAAGUCAAAAGUGUAAAACUGUCAUCAAACUAUGAGUUGUCCAGUGGUUACAAACCUGCUCCCCUGGACCUUUAUCAUAUCAAACUGACCUCCACUCAGGAAGCCAUGGUGGACAAAUUGGCUGAAAAUGCACACAAUGUCUGGGCAAGAGACCGCAUCCGCCAGGGUUGGACCUAUGGAAUUCAACAGGAUGUGAAGAAUCGCAGAAAUCCUCGUCUGGUGCCCUACAGUCUUUUGGAUGAGAGAACCAAGAAGUCAAACAAAGAUAGUCUAAGAGAAGCUGUCAGAACUCUGCUGGGUUAUGGGUACAACCUGGAAGCUCCUGACCAGGACCACACUCAUUUUGAUCACAGCAAUAUGUCUGCUGAAAGGUUCCGGAUCUUCAGAGCUGAAAGAUCCUACUGUGUGAAUUCAGCAAAGUGGUACUUUGAGCUAGAGGUAGUGACAGCAGGAGAGAUUAGGGUUGGCUGGGCAAGACCAGGAUGUCUACCAGAUCUAGAAUUGGGUUCUGAUGAAAAGGCCUUUGUCUUUGAUGGAUUCAAGGUUCAGCGCUGGCACCAGGGAAACGAGCACUUUGGGCGUGCCUGGCAGACAGGUGAUGUCGUUGGCUGCAUGGUGGACCUGAAUGAACACACCAUGAUGUUCACCCUGAACGGAGAAGUGCUGCUUGAUGACUCUGGCUCUGAACUGGCUUUCAAAGACUUUGAUGUUGGUGAAGGUUUCAUCCCUGUGUGCAGUUUGGGUGUGUGCCAGGCUGGGAGGAUUAACUUUGGUAAACAUGUCAGUACCCUGAAAUACUUCACAAUAUGCGGUCUGCAGGAAGGCUACGAACCCUUUGCUGUCAACAUGAAUCGCGAUGUCACAAUAUGGCUCAGUAAAAGACUGCCUCAGUUUGUACCUGUACCUCAUGACCACCAACAUAUAGAGGUGACAAGAAUAGAUGGGACAGUGGAUUCAUGUCCUUGUCUGAAGGUCACACAAAAGUCAUUUAGUUCACAGAACAGCAACGGCGACAUUACUUUCUACAGACUGAGCAUGCCCAUUGAAUGUGCUGAAUCCUUCUCUAGGCCUCCGUCAAAUGGCAGUCUCUUGUCACUUAAGACAGAGCUAGAAGACUUUGAAUCCGACUUUGAGGUCCUAAUGAAAACAGCUCAUGGCCACAAUGGUCCAAACGGUCCAGACAGAGGUGAAUUCAACAAUCACAAAGAUUGCAACCAAGAGAAAACCUCCAAGCUCAAACAAAGGUUCUUGUUGAAGAAGAAUAAACCAGACAACUCCAAUCCCUCCCCUGCCUGUCUAUCAGAAGAAGUGAUGGUUGAUGACAGGAAUGAAUAUGAAAUACUCAUGAAAACAUCAAUUUACUCAUAUUCCGUAAGGAUCUUCCCUGGCCAGGAGCCCAGCAAUGUGUGGGUGGGCUGGGUCACCUCUGACUUUCAUCACCAUGAACCAGGCUUUGGGUUGGACAAGGUCCAAAUUGUAACAGUGACUUUGGGAGAUGAAAAAGGCAAAGUUCAUGAGAGUAUAAAGCGCCGUAACUGCUAUAUGGUGUGGGCUGGAGAGAGCAGCAGUCCAGAAGGAAGGAGUAACAAAGGUUUAGAGAUUGGAUGUUUGGUUGACACAGCAAACGGACUGCUGUCCUUUACAGCUAAUGGCAAAGAACUCAGCACAUACUACCAGGUGGAGCCCAGUACUAAACUCUUCCCAGCUGUAUUUGCCAAGGCUACCAGCCUGAAUGUCUUCCAGUUUGAACUGGGACAAAUUAAGAAUGUGAUGCCUCUGUCAGCUGGUUUAUUUAUGAGUGAGAGGAAGAAUUCAGUCCCACAAUGUCCUCCCCGGCUGCAUGUCCAGUUUCUCACUCCUGUAGUAUGGAGUCGUGUUCCCAAUCACUAUCCCAAGGUUUCAGUAUCACGAGUCAAUGACCGACAUGGCUGGCUGGUUCAUUGUAAUGAACCAUUGCAGUUUUUGUCUCUGCACAUACCCGAAGAGAACAGGUCAUUGGAUGUCCUGGAGCUAUCUGAGAGGAGAGACUUAUUAAAGUUUCACUAUCAUACCCUCAGAUUGUAUUCUGCAAUCUGUGCUCUUGGAAACAACCGGGUUGCUCACGCCCUUUGCUCCCACGUGGAUGAGGCACAGCUUCUGCAUGCUAUAGAGAAUAAAUAUAUGCCAGGUUUGCUACGUGCAGGCUACUAUGACCUUUUGAUUGAGAUCCAUCUGAGCAACUACGCAACCGCUCGUCUCAUGAUGAACAAUGAGUACAUCGUUCCUAUGACUGAUGAAACCAAGAGUAUAACCCUGUUUCCCAAUGAGGAAAAAAAACACGGUGUGCCUGGCAUUGGGCUCAGCACUUCCCUGAGACCAAGAAUGCACUUUUCCUCCCCAAGUUUUGUCUGCGGUUCUGAGUCAUCAUCACGUACCGAUUUCAACAAUGGCUCACGAUCAGUGGAUUCUUGCCAGUACAGCCCUGAAUUCCCCUUGGACAUACUAAAAACAAAAACAGUCGAGAUGCUGACAGAGGCAGUAUGUGAGGGCAACAUGCAUGCAAGAGAUCCCAUUGGGGGCAGCACUGAACUUCUCUUUGUGCCGCUCAUAAAGCUCUUUUACACCAUGCUCAUCAUGGGUGUUUUCCAAAAUGGAGAUCUGAAGAACAUACUGCGACUGAUUGAGCCAUCUAUGUUCUCAGAAAGAUGUGAAUUGCAGGAGGAAAUGCAAAGGAAUGUGGAAAUGGAGACAGAGGAAGGAGGAGAGGAGGAAGGAAGAAACAUACCAAAGCAGGGAUUAUUGCAGAUGAAAUUACCAGAGCCUGUAAAAGUUCAGAUGUGCCAUGUUCUUCAGUACCUGUGUGACUGCCAGGUGCGUCAUCGGAUUGAAGCAGUAGUCGCCUUCUCUGAUGAUUUCGUAGCUUGUCUCCAAGAAAACCAGCGGUUUCGCUACAAUGAAGUGAUGCUCGCGCUGAACAUGUCUGCUGCUCUCACAGCCAAGAAGACCAAAGAAUUCCGAUCUCCACCUCAAGAACAGAUCAACAUGCUGCUGAGCUUUAAGAAGGAGAUGCAGGAGUGCCCCUGUCCCGAAUAUAUCCGAGAGCAGCUGCUUGACUUCCAUGAGGACCUCAUGAAACACUGUGGUAUAGAGUUAACUGAAGAUGGUGCUUUAGAUGGGGACAGUAAUUUUACCAUUCGAGAUCGACUGAUGUCGUUGGUGGAAAAAGUGACUGACCUGAAGAACAAGAUGGUCAACCUGCCAAAGGAAAAAACAGAUAGAAAACCCAGUACUUUACAGCAGUUGAUUUCAGAGACGAUGGUUCGCUGGGCUCAGGAGUCGGUUAUUGAGGAUCCGGAGCUUGUCAGAGCCAUGUUUGUCCUGUUGCACCGACAGUAUGAUGGCAUUGGAGGACAGGUUUGGGCUCUCCCCAAGACUUACACAAUAAACUCGGUUUCAAUCGAGGACACCAUCAACCUCCUCGCUGCUCUUGGUCAGAUAAGAUUGUUGCUGAGUGUGCGUAUGGGAAGAGAGGAGGAGAAGCUCAUGAUAAGAGGACUGGGUGAUAUUAUGAACAACAAGGUGUUCUACCAGCAUCCCAACUUGAUGAGAGCUCUGGGAAUGCAUGAGACUGUCAUGGAGGUCAUGGUGAACGUACUCAGUGGAGGAGAUUCUAAGGAAAUUACCUUUCCUAAAAUGGUGGCCAACUGUUGUCGUUUUCUUUGUUACUUCUGUCGAAUCAGCCGUCAAAACCAGAAAGCCAUGUUUGAUCAUCUCAGCUACCUGCUGGAGAACAGCAGCGUUGGCCUUGCAUCUCCAUCGAUGCGAGGAUCCACCCCUCUUGAUGUGGCUGCAGCAUCAGUGAUGGAUAACAAUGAGUUGGCCCUUGCCCUGAGAGAGCCAGACUUGGAGAAGGUGGUUCAGUAUCUGGCUGGCUGCGGGCUGCAGAGCUGCACGAUGCUGGUGUAUAAAGGAUAUCCUGACAUUGGCUGGAACCCUGUAGAAGGAGAACGCUACCUUGACUUCUUGCGUUUUGCUGUAUUUUGUAAUGGUGAAAGUGUGGAAGAGAAUGCUAACGUUGUGGUGAAACUUCUUAUCCGCCGACCGGAAUGUUUUGGCCCUGCACUUCGAGGAGAAGGUGGUGAUGGGUUGUUGGCCACAAUGGAAGACGCAAUUAAGAUUUCCCUUGAUCCCUUAAGAGAUGGUCCUUCCUCUGCAUCAGAAAGGAGCAAUAUUCCCAAUGAUGGGUUAGAUGAAGAAGACGACACUAUCCACUUGGGAAAUGCCAUCAUGACCUUCUAUGCAGCUCUCAUUGACCUGCUGGGACGUUGUGGUCCUGAAAUGCAUUUGAUACAUGCUGGUAAAGGUGAAGCAAUCCGCAUCAGAGCCAUUCUAAGGUCCCUCAUUCCCAUUGAAGAUCUGGUGGGCGUCAUCUGCAUUCCAUUCUCUAUGCCAAGUCUAGAAAAAGAUUGGGUGGUGUUGGAGCCAGACAUGUCAGCUGGCUUUUGUCCGGAUCAUAAAGCGGCCAUGGUGCUGUUUUUGGACCGGGUAUAUGGUGUACAAGACCGGAAUUUCCUCCUGCAUCUGCUCGAAGUUGGCUUCUUACCAGACCUCAGAGCUGCAGCUUCAUUGGACACUGUAGCGCUUAGUGCCACAGAUAUGGCUCUUGCCCUCAACAGGUAUUUGUGCACAGCAGUAUUACCACUGCUGACGAAAUGUGCGCCACUGUUCGCGGGGACCGAGCCAUUCGCGUCACUGAUCGAUUCCCUCCUUCACACGGUUUACCGUCUUUCGAAAGGCUGCUGCCUUACCAAAGCCCAGAGAGAUUCCAUUGAAGAGUGUCUUCUAGCGGUUUGUGGUAAGCUGAGGCCUUCAAUGAUGCAGCAUUUGUUGAGCAGGCUUGUGUUUGACAUUCCCUUGCUUAAUGAACAUACCAAGAUGCCUUUGAAGCUUUUGACCAAUCACUUUGAGUGUUGUUGGAAGUACUACUGCCUGGCUGGAGGCUGGGGCAGUUUUGGUGCUGCAUCUGAUGAAGAGCUUCACCUCUGCAGGAAAUUAUUUUGGGGAAUAUUUGAUGCUCUCUCUCAUAAGCCAUAUGACCAGGAGCUGUUUAAGGUUGCAUUGUCAUGCCUAAGUGCAGUGGGGGGAGCUCUUCCUCCAGACUAUAUGGAGUCCAACUACAUGGCCAUGAUGGACAAACAAUCAUCUAUGGAUACUGAAGGAAACUUCACUCCGCAGCCUGCAGAUACUGCCAAUGUGACUGUACCAGAUAAACUGGACAUUUUCAUCGCCAGAUAUGCAGAGCAUAACCAUGAGAAGUGGUGUUUCGAAAAGUUUUCAAGUGGCUGGUCAUAUGGGGAAAAAGCAUGUGAAAUAUCCAGGACCCACAAUUUAUUAAAGCCUUUUAAAGCACUCACUGAUAAGGAUAAAGAGUUAUAUUACUGGCCAAUCAGAGAGUCUCUAAAGACCAUGCUUUCUUGGGGAUGGAGCAUCAACAGGAUACGAGAGACUGACUCUGCCACGCUGCAUAACACAUCUAGGAGGAUAUCGCAAGCCAGCCAGCCGUCCUUUGAAGGAGCACAGUGUUUCAAUCCCAGACCCAUUGAUAUGAGCAAUGUUACACUGUCCAGAGACUCACAGUCAAUGGCAGAGCUGCUCGCAGAGAACUAUCAUAACAUCUGGGCCAGGAUAAAGAAAAUUGAUCUAGAAGCCAAAGGCGGAGGAAAUGACCCCUUACUAGUUCCCUUUGAUACACUGACUGCCAAAGAGAAAUUAAAAGACAGACAAAAAGCACUAGACAUCCUCAAGUUCCUCCAGAUCAAUGGUUACACUUUGUCAAGAGGUGUGAAGUCGCAGGAGUUGGACACACCAGCCAUAGAGAAACGAUUUGCCUACACCUUCCUUGAGCAGCUCAUCAACUAUGUAGACCAGGCCCAUGAUCACAUGCUGGAGUUUGACAUGGGAACAAGACAAAGGGGAGUAAAGAGUCCUCAUGAACAGCAGAUGAAGUUCUUUUUAAAGGUUGUCUUGCCAUUGGUGGAUCAAUAUUUCAGAAACCAUCGGCUGUACUUCCUAUCCACAUCCAUCCAUUCCAUUAGCAAUGGUGGACAUGCCUCCAACAAGGAAAAAGAGAUGGUGACAAGUCUUUUCUGCAAACUGGGAGUACUUGUCAGAAAUAGGAUAUCCUUAUUUGGUAAUAAUGCCACAUCCAUAGUCAACUGUUUGCAAAUACUGGGUCAAAGUCUGGAUGCCAGGACAGUGAUGAAGACAGGCUUGGAGUCAGUCAAGGCAGCACUGCAGUCCUACUUCGACAAUGCAGCAGAGACUCUGGGGAAGACUCAAGAGAACCUGAAGCUUGGCCAAUUUACUCACAGCAAAGAACAGCCCAGAGGAGUCCCUCAGAUCAUCAACUAUACCACCUUUGGCCUGCUUCCGAUCCUGUCUUCCUUGUUUGAGCACGUUGGAAAGAACAAUUUUGGAGAAGAUCUCAUAUUGGAUGAGAUCCAGGUUUCCUGCUACAGAAUCCUUAACAGCCUCUACUUUCUGGGAACCAAUGAAAGCAUAUAUGUAGAGAGACAUCGCCCAGCAUUAGGAAAAUGUUUGGCUGCUUUCUCAACAGCCUUCCCUGUUGCCUUCCUUGAACCUCACAUCAACAAGUUCAACAACUUCUCACUCUACAACAGCAAAAGUGCUGAAGACAGAAAUGCUCUUGGUCUGCCCAGCCAGGUCGUAGAGGUUUGUCCAAUGAUUCCAAAUCUGGAGAGGUCUCUGGAAGAGAUCAUCGAGGUGGCAGAGUCUGGCAUGAAAUAUACUCAAAUGCCACAUGUCAUGGAGGUGGUUUUACCAGUUUUGUGCAGCUACAUGUCUCACUGGUGGGAACACGGGCCGGAGAACAACCCAAACCAGGCUGACAGUUGCUGUACAUCUGUGACCUCUGAACAUAUGAACAUAUUACUCGGAAACAUCUUGAAGAUCAUCUACAACAAUUUAGGGAUAGAUGAGGGAGCCUGGAUGAAAAGGCUAGCUGUGUUUUCACAACCAAUCAUCAGCAAGGCCAAAUCGCAGUUGCUCAAGACCCACUUUCUGCCUCUCAUGAAGAAACUCAGAAAAAAAGCAGCUGUUGUGCUGGCGGAUGAGGAACAAGGGAAGGCAGAGGGGAGGGGUGAGAUAUCAGAAACUGAGCUUCUCAUCAUGGACCAGUUCUCUGUUCUUGUCAGAGACCUCUACGCCUUUUAUCCCCUUCUAAUAAGAUUUGUUGACUACAACAGGGCCACAUGGCUGAAAGAGUCUAAUCCAGAGGCAGAGGUGUUGUUCCAGAUGGUGGCAGAAGUUUUCAUCUUCUGGGCGAAGUCUCAUAACUUUAAGAGAGAGGAACAGAAUUUUGUGGUUCAGAAUGAAAUCAACAACAUGUCCUUCCUCAUCUCAGAUUCCAAGUGUAAGAUGUCAAAGGGAAUAGGUUCCUUCCAGGAGAGGAAGAAGUUGCGGAGAAAGGGAGACCAAUAUUCAUUGCAGACCAGUCUGAUCGUGGCAACUCUGAAGCGACUCCUACCUGUAGGACUUAACAUUUGUGUUCCUGGCGAAAAAGAACUGAUUGCUCUUGCAAAGAACCGAUUCUCCCAGAAAGAUACUGAGGAUGAAGUGCGGCAAGUCAUUAGAAACAACCUGCAUCUACAAGGAAAGUUGCAGGACCCUGCUAUUAGGUGGCAAAGGGCCUUGUACAGAGACAUUCUAAAUAACUGUGAUGACACCCCUGACCCCGAGAAGAAUGUGGAAAGAGUUCUGGACAUUGCUCAUGUCCUCUUCCACCUCGACCAGGUUGAGCAUCCCCAGCACAGUAAAAAGGCUGUGUGGCACAAAUUACUGUCCAAACAGAGAAAGAGAGCUGUAGUUGCUUGCUUUAGGAUGGCUCCUCUCUACAAUCUGCCCAGGCAUCGGGCUGUCAACUUGUUCCUCCAGGGCUAUGAAAAAUCCUGGAUUGAGGCAGAAGAACACUUCUUUGAGGAUAAACUAAUAGAGGAUCUUGCUAAAUCCGGCGAACAACAGGCGUUCGAGGAGAUGGAGGGAGUGAAACACAUUGACCCACUACAUCAGCUCAUCCAGCUUUUCAGUAGAACAGCCCUUAUAGAGAAGUGUAAACUGGAUGAAGAUCAUCUCUACAUGGCUUACGCUGAUAUCAUGGCCAAGAGCUGUCAUGAUGAAGAAGAUGAAGAUGGGGAGGAAGUGAAAAGUUUUGAAGAGAAGGAGAUGGAAAAGCAGAAGCUGUUGUACCAGCAGGAAAGGCUUCAUGAUCGCGGCGCUGCUGAGAUGGUACUUCAGACCAUUAGUGCAAGCAAAGGUGAAAUGGGCUCCAUGGUGGCCUCAACUCUAAAAUUGGGCAUUGCAAUUCUCAAUGGAGGAAACUCAACAGUACAACUGAAAAUGCUGGAUUAUCUGAAGAACAGAAAGGAUGUGGGUUUCUUUCAGAGUCUUGCUGGCCUCAUGGAGUCAUGCAGUGUUCUAGAUCUAAAUGCAUUUGAGAGACAGAACAAAGCAGAAGGCCUGGGAAUGAUCACCGAGGAGGGAUCAGUCAACUCAGUCUUGGUUUUUGGUGAGAAGGUUAUGCAGGAUGAUGAGUUUACCUGUGACCUUUUCCGCUUCCUUCAGCUUCUCUGUGAAGGACACAACUCAGAUUUCCAGAACUACUUAAGGACUCAAACAGGGAACAAUACAACUGUCAACAUAAUCAUCUCGACUGUUGACUACCUUCUAAGAGUACAGGAGUCUAUUAGUGAUUUUUACUGGUAUUACUCCGGGAAAGAUGUAAUUGAUGAGCAGGGGCAGAGGAACUUCUCAAAGGCAAUUAACGUGGCCAAGCAGGUUUUCAACACGCUCACAGAGUAUAUCCAGGGUCCAUGUACUGGCAAUCAGCAGAGUUUGGCCCACAGUCGUCUGUGGGACGCUGUGGUUGGGUUUCUACAUGUCUUUGCUCAUAUGCAGAUGAAAUUGUCUCAGGACUCGAGUCAGAUUGAGUUACUGAAGGAACUGAUGGAUCUCCAGAAAGACAUGGUGGUUAUGUUGCUUUCAAUGAUGGAGGGGAAUGUGGUUAAUGGGACCAUUGGAAAGCAGAUGGUUGACAUGCUGGUGGAAUCAUCGAACAAUGUAGAAAUGAUUCUGAAGUUCUUAGAUAUGUUCCUCAAGCUGAAAGAUGUAACCUCUUCAGAUGCCUUUAAAGAGUAUGACCCUGAUGGGAAAGGUGUAAUAUCCAAGAGGGACUUCCAGAAGGCAAUGGAGAACCAUAAGCACUACACCCAGUCUGAGGCUGAUUUCCUUCUCUCCUGUGCUGAAACUGAUGAAAAUGAACUCCUGGACUAUGAAGAAUUUGUGGAGCGCUUUCAUGAACCAGCUAAGGACAUUGGCUUCAAUGUGGCGGUUUUGUUGACCAACUUGUCAGAGCACAUGCCUCAUGACAACCGGCUGCACACCUUCCUGGAGCUGGCAGAAAGUGUUCUCAACUACUUCCAGCCCUACCUGGGUAGGAUUGAGAUUAUGGGCAGUGCCAAGCGUAUUGAGAGGGUCUACUUUGAGAUCAGUGAGUCCAGUCGAACACAGUGGGAGAAACCUCAGGUUAAAGAAUCCAAGCGCCAGUUCAUCUUUGAUGUGGUAAAUGAAGGAGGCGAGAAGGAAAAGAUGGAAUUGUUUGUGAAUUUCUGUGAGGACACCAUCUUUGAAAUGCAACUGGCUGCUCAGAUGUCAGACACUGGCGAGCGCUCAGCUGUGAAAGAGGACAGUGAGCAAGAGAGGCCAGAUAUGGACAAUCCAGAGACAAGCUUCUUUUCAGUUACCACGGCCCGCAUGGCACUGACAGCGCUGCGGUACAGUUUCAUGAUAUUGAUUAAGGUGCUGUCCAUAAAGAGUUUGAAGAAGCAGAUGAAGAAGCUAAAGAGUAUGACAUCAAAAGACAUGGUGACAGCCCUGGUUUCAUUCUACUGGUCUGCAUUGCAGGGCCUUUUUCAUAUGGCAUUCAGUGUGGUUCGAGGAUUUUGCAGAAUUUUCUACAAUAAUAUAUUUGGAGGUAACCUGGUUGAUGGGGCCAAGAGGAUAAAGGUGUCUGAGCUACUGGCUAACAUGCCUGAACCCACCCAGGAUGGAGUCAGGUUGAAGGGAAAGGACAAAGAGAGAAAAUCAUCUAACAGGAGUUCAAUGAAGGAGGACCUGGCAUACUUGGCUGUCAAUACCAGUGACACUGAGCUGUUGUCAGACAUUUUUGGCCUGGACUUACGGAGAGAGGGAGGACAAUAUAAAAUAAGUCCUCACAACCCCAAUGCCAGUCUCACUGAAAUUCUCAACUCCCCGCUUCCUCCUCCGCCCCCUUGUGCUGCCUCAGCAGCACCUCCUCCUGAGCUCAGACAAAUGGAUCAGUCCAAGAGCCCUUCCUUGGAGGAGAAGAAGGAAGAAACAACAGAAAAUGCAUGUGAAACAAAGAAAAGGGGUGAACAUGAAGAGAAACAGGAGAAGAAUGUGAAGAUGAAAUCAAAGGUGAAAAGGCAUAAGAUGUCAAAGGAUGAACCCGAUUUGCAGGAGUCAGCAGUCUCAAAGAAGAUCGUUGCGUAUCAGAGGAAACUCCUGAACUAUUUUGCUAGGAAUUUUUACAACAUGAGGAUGCUGGCUCUAUUAGUUGCAUUUGCCAUCAACUUCAUUCUCCUAUUCUAUAAGGUUUCUAAAUCCUCAUCAGUGGCUGAGGAAGUGAUCACAAACAGCCCACCAGACAGCACCAUUCAGUGGGAUCCACUGAGUGGUGAGCCUAUGGUGGAGAAGAAAGAUGGUGUAAUGGAUGACCUCGGAGAGCCCUUGAAGUUAGCUAUGGUCCAUUUUGUCUUGGAGGAGGGCAGCGGAUACAUGGAGCCCACACUGCGGAUCUUGGCUAUCCUUCACACUGUCAUCUCUUUCUUCUGCAUCAUCGGAUAUUACUGUCUCAAGGUUCCAUUGGUGGUCUUUAAGCGUGAAAAGGAGGUUGCCAGGAAGUUGGAGUUUGAUGGCCUUUACAUAACAGAGCAGCCAUCUGAAGAUGAUAUCAAAGGACAGUGGGACAGACUGGUUAUCAACACACAAUCUUUCCCGAACAACUAUUGGGAUAAAUUUGUGAAGCGAAAGGUAAUGGAUAAGUAUGGGGAAUUUUAUGGUCAUUACCGGAUCAACGAGCUUCUGGGAUUGGACAAGGCUGCUCUGGACUUCAGUGGUGCUCAUAAAAAAAGAAAACCCAGAAAAGACACCUACCUGGCUGCUGUGCUGAACUCCAUUGAUGUCAAAUACCAGAUCUGGAAGCUGGGAGUGGUGUUCACUGACAAUUCGUUCCUGUAUCUGGCCUGGUAUAUGACGAUGUCCAUCCUGGGUCACUACAACAACUUUUUCUUUGCUGCACAUCUGCUUGACAUUGCUAUGGGUUUCAAGACACUGCGGACCAUCCUGUCCUCAGUGACGCACAAUGGCAAACAGCUGGUGUUAACAGUUGGCCUAUUAGCAGUGGUGGUGUAUCUGUACACAGUAGUAGCCUUCAACUUCUUCAGAAAGUUCUACAACAAGAGUGAAGAUGGAGAAUUACCUGAUAUGAAAUGUGAUGAUAUGUUGACUUGCUACAUGUUCCACAUGUAUGUUGGUGUGCGAGCAGGGGGAGGCAUCGGUGACCAGAUUGAGGACCCAGCAGGAGACGAAUAUGAGAUGUAUCGCAUCAUAUUUGACAUCACCUUUUUUUUCUUUGUCAUUGUAAUCCUUCUGGCAAUCAUCCAAGGUUUAAUCAUUGACGCUUUUGGAGAACUGCGGGAUCAACAAGAACAAGUGAAAGAAGACAUGGAGACAAAAUGUUUUAUCUGUGGAAUAGGCAAUGACUACUUUGAUACAGUGCCACAUGGCUUUGAGACACACACUCUACAGGAGCACAACUUGUCCAAUUACCUAUUCUUUGUGAUGUAUCUUAUCAACAAAGAUGAAACAGAGCACACAGGCCAGGAAUCUUAUGUAUGGAAGAUGUACCAGGAGCGUUGCUGGGAGUUCUUCCCAGCUGGCGAUUGUUUCCGGAAACAGUAUGAAGAUCAACUCAACUGAUCUGUCUAUGGUGAUCUGUCCCCUGUGGUGGUUCCUAAGCCCUGUACGCUGCAUACUUACUUGAGUAGCAUGUGUUAGCAAACCACCCAACACCACUCCCCAUCGCUCUCCCCUCACAAGACACCAAGGAGCCACAUCUCUAAAACCAGACUGACUUUCAUCCAACAUCUUCCUCAUUCAGCAGGUCAACUUGCUUACUCUGCCCCAGACUGCAGCACACUCAUUUUGGAAUAUUUUGUGUACAUGGAAAUGAUCUGAUUAUAUACUGUAAAAUCAGACUGCUGGCAUGUGACAGCUGUCUUCGACUCAGAUGAGUCUUUCUUUUCUUCUAUUUGACAUAACAGUAACAAGCAUUAAAAAAAAAGAAAAGAAAAGGGAGCAGAGUGUGGACAGAGGAGUGUGACUUCUUGUGUCUACAACACACACUUGAUGGUGGUACAGGUAGUGGACACUGCAACAACACUGAAACUUCCUGCAAUAUAUCUUUAACGAUCUGCUUUUGUUACCACUGUCAAAAAUGUGACCCUCAUUGAAUUUUGCUUGCCAUGCAGUGGGAAGACAAUGUGCCUGAAGCUGAAUCAUUUUCCAAUGUUUAACAAUUGAGAAUAUUUUCAUGGUUUGAAUUCAAGUGGAGCUUCCAGAUGUUAUCACUGUGUUUACAAUCUGCACUUGCCAAUAUUGUGCAUGUGUGAUGAACACUGUAAAAUUACCUGCGACAUGAACAAGUUCCAGUUUUAUUCAAGUUAAGUUGAAUAAUGAAAAAUAGAUUAAAAGUCUCUUUAAUUUGCUUCUUUUUAAGGCUACAUCAAUAAAUACAUAAAUACAUAAAGAUGUAAAAUUUUAAUCAAGGAUUAACAUCCUGAAAUUUUGAAUUAUUUGAUUAUUAGGAUGACGUUA
Phycodurus eques (leafy seadragon) is the source of this 15866-nucleotide messenger RNA. It is a transcript of the gene ryr2a, whose product is annotated as ryanodine receptor 2a (cardiac). The transcript is spliced from 115 exons. Gene Ontology annotation, biological process: calcium ion transmembrane transport; intracellular calcium ion homeostasis. Gene Ontology annotation, molecular function: ryanodine-sensitive calcium-release channel activity; protein binding; calcium ion binding. The record is from RefSeq and is a predicted model, not a curated record. Gene Ontology annotation, cellular component: sarcolemma; calcium channel complex; smooth endoplasmic reticulum. The coding region runs from base 81 to 14969 and encodes 4962 amino acids. NCBI's taxonomy places the organism in Eukaryota, Metazoa, Chordata, Actinopteri, Syngnathiformes, Syngnathidae.